Thermothielavioides terrestris NRRL 8126 is the source of this 1184-nucleotide messenger RNA. Its product is annotated as carbohydrate-binding module family 18 protein. The record is from RefSeq and is a predicted model, not a curated record. Lineage: Eukaryota; Fungi; Ascomycota; Sordariomycetes; Sordariales; Chaetomiaceae. The transcript has a single exon. Gene Ontology annotation, molecular function: chitin binding. Bases 84 to 1070 code for a protein of 328 amino acids.
GAUCUGGCUGCCCGACUCCCAGAUCAGGAUUGCGCAGACAGCUGAGAUAGAUCUCUUGAUGCGGUUGUGACGCUGCUGAGACGAUGAGGUCCAUCUACGUCGGCUUAGCAGCAGCGCUGUGCUGGACCGGCGUGUUGGGUCUGGACGCCAAUAACCAUGCAACGGACGAGCGCAUCGCCGAGCUGGCUGGGUUGGCUGCCGGCCGUCGCCUCAUGAAAUUCGGCACCCGGCACCGCAACGCCACCAGCAACUUCGCCGAGCUGGGACUGCGGCAGGCAAACGACCAGUGCGGCGCCCAGUACGGCAGGUGCCCUGGAGAUCUGUGCUGCUCCAGCUACGGCUACUGCGGUGACUCGAUCGACUACUGCAACCCGCUCUUUGACUGCCAGCCAGACUACGGCACCUGCGGGUGGCCGAGGACGACUGCCGCACUGCCGCCCACGACGACGACGACGUCUACGCCGGUUGCACCCCCUACCACGCAGCCGACCACGACCACGACCACGCGGCCGACAAGCCUCCCGACUACCACCACCACGACGUCUUCAGGCGCCUCUCCCACGGCCGGCAUGCAGACCACCACCAACGGUAUGUGCGGCAACAACACCAUGUGCAUCGGCAACCCCAACUUCGGCCCCUGCUGCUCGCAGUUUUUCUGGUGCGGCUCCUCCAUCGAGUACUGCGGCGCCGGCUGCCAGAGCGCGUACGGCGCCUGCCUUGGCGUGCCGGGUCAGCCCGGCAACCCCCCAACCAACGUCACCACGACGCCCGGCUUUCCCGGCCAGACCACCACUACGACCACGCCCACUCCUCCGCCAACCACGACGACGAGCAGACCCACGACCACCACCACGACCACCACUUCGUCCUCGCCCACGGUUUCGAUCCCUCCGGGGCUGACAUCGAGCACGGACGGCAGGUGCGGCAAUGGCGUGACGUGUCUAGGAUCGAACUUUGGGCGCUGCUGCAGCCAGUUUGGCUACUGCGGCGACGGCGACCAGUACUGUCCCUACAUUGUUGGCUGCCAGCCCCAGUUCGGCUACUGCGACCCGCAGACGGGCGGGGGUUAAUUAGACGGGAGCGAAGACGGUCCAUGCAUGUAGGAUACUAUAUGCUGUUGUGAUCGAGGCGGUAGAGGAGUUUCGGAGUGCUGUGUUGCCCCCCCUAGGUAACAUCUGUUCUCA